Messenger RNA from Eupeodes corollae, 2648 nucleotides. Its product is annotated as peptidoglycan-recognition protein LC-like. Gene Ontology annotation, biological process: peptidoglycan catabolic process. Bases 620 to 2017 code for a protein of 465 amino acids. The record is from RefSeq and is a predicted model, not a curated record. Gene Ontology annotation, molecular function: N-acetylmuramoyl-L-alanine amidase activity; zinc ion binding. Lineage: Eukaryota; Metazoa; Arthropoda; Insecta; Diptera; Syrphidae. The transcript is spliced from 4 exons.
GACUUUUGUAAAUCCGCUCAUGCAAGAUCCUUAGCACUUGGCAUGCAAUCGCGUUCAAAAUGGUUUACAAAAUUAAUUCGAGUUUAGUUGAUCGUGACAAACCGCUGCUGCUGCUGAGUAACACGCAAGUUGCUGAUGCAUUUUAAGAUACAUUUUUGUUUUGUUUGUUUAGUUUCGAAUAAUAAACAAUAAUAAAAUAAUAAAAACAAAAAAAGCUUUUCCGUUCCAUGAGAGCUUUAGCUUUUUAUACCUCAGAGAUUAAUUUGAAUCUUGUUUUUUAUUACUUCUCGUUAUUUUUUAACAACUUGUGUGAAAAAGUGGUUUCAUUUUUUUUGUUUUACUUCAUUCAGAAGGUAUUUGGAAUUCCCGAACGUAUCAGUGAAGAAAAAAGUUGAAAAUAUUUUCUAACCGGUACAAAAUAAAAACAAAGUUAUAGAAAAAUGUGUUAUCGAAAUACAUAAUGUAAUCUCUCCGGAGUUGUGAGUUUUUGUUUAUAAGUUUGUCCUUCAGUUGACGCGGGAUAUUUCUAAUUUUAAAACCUAUUACAGUUUAUCGUUAUUCGUAUUUAUUUUAAAAGUUGACGUACGAUAUGGUGUGACAUAAGUGUUGAAAUCAUAAAAUGACCAAUAAAAUCUAUGUCAAUGAGAUAAACAUCCCACAUCAAUCUGACAGCACAAGUAAUUCACCUAAAAAUCUACAUAAAAUGUCAAAAAAUGAAAAUCUCUGUGCAACGAUAAAUAUAGAAAAUAUAAUUCAGAUCAAUCCCAAUGGAACAAUACAAACAACAACAAAAUUAAAUGAAUCAAAGUCUCCGCCGCCGCCGCCUCCACCAACGCCCUCUCUUCCAGCCUCGCCAAACCCUUCCCUUCGCAGUACAAGUAUAUCGAUUUCAUCGAUUGAAUCUGAUGCAUUAUCGAGUAUAAUCGAUUCUGAUGUCGAUGAGUUUGAAGAUACCAAAACUGGGUGCAUGUUGAAAAAACUUGGCACCCAAACAACUCUACCACCUCCACCUCCACCACAGUCAUCAUCACCUGAUAAACAUUCAACAUUUCCAAAUGUUAACUCUGAAUUUGGAGUUUUGAUUAGUCAACAAAUCGAGAGGGAUAUUGGAAACUCACCAAAUGGACCACAAAUUGCCAGUUUAUCAAUUGAUAAUUCAACUGAUGUGACAUUUGGCAGCAAGCGAUAUCUUCGAGGUCCUGUCACAAUUCAACAGAUUUUGGUUGAAAAGCCGAAAACAGGACAGAAUCAAGGAAAGUCUAAUCCUGCUUUUGAAGGCUCUAAUGGAUGUUCGAUUAAAAACAACAACACACAAGAAAGUUCAUCAGAUGGGUGUGACACACUAAGAGGCAAUAAUAAUUCACCCUUAACAUUUCCUAAGAAAUUCCUUAAUAAAAAGGCUGUCAUAUUAACUGCACUAAUUGUUGUCUUAACAAUAAUAAUUGGAAUUAUUAUUUUAUCAGCAACUUUUAUUUUUCGUAGCAAAGUACUCGAAAGUGAUAUACAAGAAUAUUCAAAUAUGAUAUCAAGAGAUGAAUGGGUUGCUCAGCCCCCAAAUGUGCCAUUGGUUAAUUUAGAAACGCCCGUAUCUCGGGUUAUUAUCUCACAUACGUCAACUCAAAACUGCUCAACGAAGGCUAUGUGCAUUUUUCGAACGAGAUUCAUUCAAACUUUCAACAUGGAAUCAAGAUCUUUCGAUGACAUUCGAUAUAAUUUCCUUGUCGGAGGCGAUGGCAAUGUUUAUGUUGGACGAGGUUGGGAUAAAGUUGGUGCUCAUACGAAAGGAUAUAAUGACCAUAGUUUAGGUAUAGCUCUUAUUGGAACUUUUAAUAAAUGGACACCUCCAGUGGAACAACUAAAUGCCACAAAAUGGCUCCUCGACAAAGGUGUAAGACUGAAUAAACUUGAUCCAGAUUACAAAGUCUAUGGUAGUAGACAAUUGGACUUUUCGGAUAGUCCAGGAGAAGCGUUAUAUAAAUUAAUACAAAAAUGGCCACAUUGGUCAAAUGAUGUUUGAGAUGUGUCAAUGGUAACUUUAGGCUCCAUAAACAAAAAAUUAAAAGGAAUUUUGUGAAAAAAGAAUUAAGAUAAGGAAAAAAGUUCAAAAUUAAAAAGAAAAAAUGUUUUUAAGGAUUUAGAAUUUAUUAAUUUAAUUAAAAUUUGAAAUAGUAAUUCAUUGUAUUAAAAACAAUCCAUCUGAACACGUCUAAAAAUUGACAGAUCGUGAAAAAAGGAAACACACCCAGAUCUGGGAAACGGAGUAAUUGUGCCAGUUUAUAUUUCUGAGUCAACAAAAUUUCUAAUAAAAAUUUCUCACAUUUGCUGCGAAAAAUCUGAUAAUAGAAAUUUUAUGAAUCGAUAGCUCAAUAAUUCUCUAUCACACAAUCCAAGAGGGAAGAAAAGAAAUGCAAACCUAUUUUGAUUGCUAAGUUAAAAUAAAUAUUGAAUAUAUUUGUUUUUUCCUGCUCUAUGAAUUUGAAUGAGAAAAUUCUCAGAAAUGUAUAACUUAUAAUUUCUUAAUUUAAUUUUAAGCUUAGAAACUAAGUAAAAUAACUUUAAUAUUUUAAUAAAGGAAUCGUUUAAAAUUUUGAGCCAUUAGAUAUUUUGUUAAGACACAAUAAUUAUAAAUUUUUGUUUUUGUAUAUGAA